This is a messenger RNA of Anopheles moucheti, 3061 nucleotides long. It is a transcript of the gene snRNP-U1-70K, whose product is annotated as U1 small nuclear ribonucleoprotein 70 kDa. Gene Ontology annotation, cellular component: precatalytic spliceosome; U1 snRNP; U2-type prespliceosome. Gene Ontology annotation, biological process: mRNA splicing, via spliceosome. Gene Ontology annotation, molecular function: U1 snRNA binding; mRNA binding. Lineage: Eukaryota; Metazoa; Arthropoda; Insecta; Diptera; Culicidae. The record is from RefSeq and is a predicted model, not a curated record. The transcript has 6 exons. Bases 113 to 1399 code for a protein of 428 amino acids.
AGAUAAUUUACAAGUUUGGAGUGCGUGUCCAAUGUUCAAAGCAUACGUAAUUUACAAGUGAAAAUCAUUGUGCAUAGGUGGGUGAUACAGUACAGUCGAAAAUCGAACCACAAUGACGCAGUAUUUACCACCGAACUUGCUUGCGCUGUUCGCACCCCGCGACCCAAUUCCGUACCUACCGCCUCCUGACAAGCUGCCUCAUGAAAAGAAAUCACAGGGCUACCUGGGGGUGGGAAGCUUUCUGGAUUGUUUUGAGGAUCCAAAGGAUACACCACCACCGACACGGGUAGAAACGCGCGAGGAGCGAUUAGAAAGGCGUCGAAGGGAACGUGCCGAACAGGUAGCCUACAAGCUCGAAAGAGAGAUAGCCACUUGGGAUCCGAAUCAGCUACUGGAAGCGACAGAGGAUCCGUUCAAAACACUGUUCGUUGCGCGGAUUAACUAUGACACCUCGGAAUCAAAACUGCGACGAGAGUUUGAAAUAUACGGUAAUAUAAAGAAGAUUAUUAUGAACAACGACAAGGAAACGGGCAAACCGCGUGGAUACGCAUUUAUUGAGUAUGAACAUGAACGAGACAUGCAUGCGGCCUACAAGCAUGCGGACGGUAAGAAAAUAGACGGUAAGCGCGUCCUGGUGGACGUGGAACGGGCCCGAACAGUGAAGGGAUGGCUCCCGAGACGGUUAGGUGGUGGAUUGGGUGGUACGCGACGUGGCGGACCGGACGUUAACAUCAAGCACUCUGGCCGGGAGGACAACGAACGGGAGAGGGAGCGCUAUCGGCUCGAACGCGAACGAGAGGAUCGCGAUCGUCGGGAACGAGAUCGACCCGAUAAUCGAUUCGAUCGCCGGAGGUCUCGUUCUCGUGAUCGUGACCGUCGUCACCGUAGCCGGUCAAAGGAUCGCAGCAGGCGGAGGCGCAGUCGUGAGCGUGAGAUGGAUGAACGCGGUGAACGUUGGGAUAAUAAGGAUCGGGAACGCGAGCGUGAUCGCAGCAGGGAUCGGGAUAAGGACCGUAAGCGCAAACGUAGCCGCUCGCGGGAUCGCGAUCGGGCGGAGAAAAGUCGUCAUAAGCGUAGUGAUCGCGAUCGGGGCGAGCGGGAACGAAUGGAUCGUGGUGGUGGCUCCGGUAACGGUGGCGCUGAACGUAAGGAACGAAAACCAGACUUCCGCGAGGGUGAAAUCAAGAUCAAGGAGGAGCCAAUCGACGAUUAUCCCGACUACAGUGCCCAGUACUCUCAGUACCAGUCGCAGGUUAAGUAUGAAGAUGGGGAGGAAGAGAAAUAUCGUCCCCACGAGCACGAACCUCCACAUCUUCGAUCGGACAAUGGACGCGGUUACGUUACCAAUAAUGGUGACGAUGACGACGCGGAUUACGAUGAUGAUGGACAGGGUUACUAGAUGAAGGCAGAGAAGACUGACUAGCGGUUUUCCCCUGCCGAUGAAAAUAGAGCAAACGGCAGACAAACAUAGCAAUGGUAAUAACCUGCCUACCAAAAAAACGCCCUUCGAAGUCAUCUUUCCUUUGCAAGAUGAUUUUAUGUGCAGUUUUUUGUUAUGUAAAACAUUCUUAGCUCUUACAUGUUCUCCUCUAUUGACUCUAUAUUCGGUCGUCAAGUGCUACACAUUGUGCCCUAUUCGGUUGUUGCAUUAAUUUUGAUUUGGUACUAUAAACGUAUUCUGCGGAAACCCAAUUAAUAAUAUAUUGUGCUAAAUAUAUUGCGUCGCUUCUUUUCCAUUUCUAUUUUGAUUGAAAAUAAAAAAAAGUUGAUAAUAACAACGCUCGAUUGUAAUCAAUGAAAUCAUAAAGCAAUUGAUCAAUUUUCCAGAUCUAUUUCAUUCUUCGAGCGUAUGCAUUAAAAACAAACAGAUGUUAACUAUUUUUCAUACUAGUUCCUUAGCAGCUAGUGGUGAAUCCUGCCUGAUUUCGUCUUUUGGGUUAGGAAUUGGAAAGGAACUUGUGACAGUCACUAUGAAAACAACAAUUCUAUUAAUUUUAAAGGUUUGUGUGAAUGACAGUUGUCUACAUGGUGAGGCACUGUGUAUCCGCCGGAUACAGUAACAUCUGGCAACUGUAGCAAUUUCAUCUUUAAUCUUUUCUCUACACAAAACUCGGCACUCGGCAGCAGACGGCACUAUAAAGUGUAGCAGAAUCUAAAGAUGAAGGUCAAGUGAUGAUCUCUUCGUUGUCGUAUAAGUAGGUUGUCAAUUUGAAUUGAAUGCAAUUGUUUUUCGUUAGAACGGCCUGGCCGUAUCGACUUAUUGUACCACCGUAGCCGGAUAUAGUCAGUCAUUUGCUACGGAGGAUUGGUCCGGAUGGGAUUUUGGUCCGGUCCGUUCGUGUGAAGACCGGUUCCGCUACCAUCAUGCCAACGAGCCACCCUGAAUUGAAUGCAAUUAUCGAUAUUAAUUUUUUGCCGCAAGCCGAUUGUUGCCCGAUUUAAUAUUUUCCAUAUAAUCAGCAAUAGGAACGUGAAAGUAAAAUACGGUCCGUCUUCUAUCUGGUGCUGUUAACCGAUAAACUCGCAAACCCUUACCUUGGGGAGCUCUUUCCGAAUGGAUCUAAAUUUAUCUAAUGGAGCAAAAGAAUAAAUUAUUUAAAAAUUAUUAAAUGCACCGAUCAAAAUUAAUGCAAGGACCAAAUAUGCAUUCUUUCAACGCGCGAUACACAUGGAUAUGUGACCGUUUGUGGUCAAACAAUCGGUUAGUAAUAGCGCUUGUUUUAUUGAAAUCGUUCUCUCGUGCGCUAUGCAAUCGCAUACUUGUAAUGAAAACAAUAUCGCCGAUUAUGCGGUCAUCGUUUGCAACAGAUAAUUUCCCUAACUAAAUUUUUAACGUGUAAGUGGGCUUCGUACGAAUGUGAAAAAGCAUUUAAAAUGGUAAGGUAACAUGAGCAUGUAACUUUUGGGUCAUACAAAAUUAACGGCACACACACUUAUUCUCUACAAUAUCUACCCAAUGGUUCAACGAAUGCUGUCCGUUAUGCAUCCACGGAAUGGAACGUCACGCCCAAGUUUUCUGUAGCACUGUGUUUUCAUAGGUAAAUAAAGCUAGCAGUUAAAA